Dunckerocampus dactyliophorus (ringed pipefish) is the source of this 2392-nucleotide messenger RNA. It is a transcript of the gene ppp1r14aa, whose product is annotated as protein phosphatase 1, regulatory (inhibitor) subunit 14Aa. The coding region runs from base 228 to 734 and encodes 168 amino acids. NCBI's taxonomy places the organism in Eukaryota, Metazoa, Chordata, Actinopteri, Syngnathiformes, Syngnathidae. The record is from RefSeq and is a predicted model, not a curated record. The transcript has 4 exons. Gene Ontology annotation, cellular component: cytoplasm. Gene Ontology annotation, molecular function: protein serine/threonine phosphatase inhibitor activity. Gene Ontology annotation, biological process: regulation of phosphorylation.
UUUAGUUUACAUAGGAUCGUUUCUGUUAAACAAGGACCUGUCAGGAUAAUGAUUUAUAUAUGCACUAUAUACAUUAUAUGGUGUAUACAUACUGUAUACACAUUAUGAGAUGGAGAGAUCUUCAGCCUCUACGCUGUCGGUGCCUGUCGCCUCCCAGUCGUCUCCACUUGUGCUUGUAAAAAAAAAAAAAAAGGAGGACAAACCCGUCAGACCAGUUCAGUUCAGACAUGGCAGCAGAUCGGACAGGGACGACACUCGGGGAAAGUGCCGACGUUCAUGCAACAGACGAAGGAUCGUUUCAGGAACACGGCAGCCAUGUACCCAAGAGACAUGCCCGCGUCACGGUGAAAUACAACCGGAAGGAGCUGCAGCGGCGGCUCGACGUGGAGAAGUGGAUCGACGAGAGCCUGGACGUGCUCUACGCUGGUCAGGAAGGAGAUAUGCCAGAAGAGGUGAAUAUUGAUGAAUUAAUCGACCUACCAAACGAUAUGGAACGCAUGAACAAGAUGCAGGAGCUUCUUCAAACCUGUCAUAAUGACACAGAGACUUUCAUCCGAGAGCUGGUGGAGAAGCUAGAGGGAGUCCACAAGCAGGAAGAACUCCAGAGCGAAGGCAUCGAGCAUCCGGUCAUCUGCCACAGCCACCAUCGCCAUGAGCCUUAUCACUUCAACAACCCGCACCACGUCCACCGCACCCCAGGCCCCCCCACACAGACAUACACACACCGUAGUUAAGUUGGCACCAACUCAUAACACUCGUGUCUUAAACGAUCCACCUCGCAGGGCAUGAGAAGUCAUUAUCUCGGUGUAGCUUGGUACGUCAAACGCAUGCAAAUACACAUGCAGAAACAUCUGGAGAAUGCAGUGCCAGGAUGUCUUCUGCACGGCUGCGGCACAGUGACAGAGGAAGGAAGGUGCUCUGCCUUAAAUGUCAACCUUUGAACAACCAUUUGUAGUGUUCUGGUGCAAAUUUUGAAUGGCCAGGUACUUAUAAUUUACUCAACUACAGUAUAUUUUACUUCUCAUGGGUUAAAUCACUAAUGGUAACACUUUACAAUAAGACACACAAAAUGACAGUAGUUAAUGAGGAACAAACAUACCUAACCCUAACCACUACUCAUUAGUUCCUCAUUAGUUCCUCAGUAACUACUUGAAAUUGAUGUGCCUCAGUUACUCAGUAUCUACUGUACUCAUUAGUUCCUCGUUAGUUCUUCAUUAGUUCCUCAGUAACUACUGUAUUUUUGUGUACCUUAUUGUAAAGUGUGACCUCACUAAUUAAUUAAUCACUGGAGUGUUUUCCUCACUGAACAUGAAACCAUCACACUGUACCUCUCUGCCACAGUGUUAUUUAUUGUCAGGCAGCAGACUCACCAAGACUGGUAUGAUUGUCAGUGUUACAAAGCCAAUUACUUGAGAAGAGUAAUAAGUUACAGUCACUAGUUAGUUUCGGAACUGGUGUUGCUCCCAACACUGGUUGUAUAGCCUCAUUAAUCCUGGUUGAUCACCCGCAUAGUGACUCUUAUUCCAUGACAUUUCACUUGUCACUUUUUCACUUUUGUUUGGCUUCCACACAUUUAUAUCAAAACAGCACUGAAUGGCAAAUAAAGAUAAUGUAUAGCAUUGUACUUGUGCCUUCUUAGAUCUUACUCUGAAUAAACGAGUGAGAUCCACGUUGAGAAGAGAACCACGGUGGAUAAGAUACUGAUACAACCCUUGGUAUCGACCCACCCAACCCUAGCAGUUACUAAAAGAGAGAUACAGUGUUCCCUCGCUCAAUCGCGGUUCUAUUUCAGUGUUUUUUUUACUGUGUAUGAACUGUUACAGUCCCCUGGCCCUUUAAGAAGAAUUGCAUUGUGGGAAGUUGAGAGUCUCCUUCCCUCUCCCGUCUGUCUGCACCGCCCAUUGUCUGCGCCUUGCGUCCUGAUUGGCUGUCGACCAUUUUCAAUCAAUCUCCUUCCUGACGCCCUGCCGUGUCUCCUGUGUCAUCGCUAGCUUGUUUGCCCCGACGAAACCCACAGUGUCGACGCAACGUUCUGCGCCCAAAAGGCAGAGGAGGAUGCUAACUUGUGGACAUGCUGAAGGAAUGGAGAAGGUGCGCGGCUGUAGGGCGCCAUAGGAACAAAAGAAUCGUCUGCAGCGAUAUGUUUUAACAAGGAUACAAAAAUGCUACAGCACAGCGGAACGGCGCCAGGACGAAAAGGCGGUCGGAGGAGUGAAAUACACGUGAGUCACUUAAUAAUUUCCCAUGUCCAACCUUGUAGGUUUAUCAUUAAAAUUCUAACAAAGGGUUAAACUUUUUUGAGAGUGUUUAAACAAGAGAGAAAUGUGAGAAAAUGUUAAUGCCUGUCUGAGAAAAGUGUAUAAAGUGUAUGGUUAGGGGUUUUGCAGCCUUA